This is a messenger RNA of Mercenaria mercenaria, 708 nucleotides long. Its product is annotated as interferon-inducible GTPase 1-like. The coding region runs from base 1 to 708 and encodes 235 amino acids. The record is from RefSeq and is a predicted model, not a curated record. Gene Ontology annotation, cellular component: membrane. The transcript has a single exon. NCBI's taxonomy places the organism in Eukaryota, Metazoa, Mollusca, Bivalvia, Venerida, Veneridae. Gene Ontology annotation, molecular function: GTP binding; GTPase activity.
AUGGAAAAGUUAGAAAAAGAUCUUCGAGACUGGUCCAUAUCUAGCGACGAUUGCGGUGAUGAGGAUGGGGCAGGCGUAGAUCAAACAAUACAGCAAGAAAUAAAUGAAUUAGAAACUGUCUUAACUGAAAGCGGGAUAGAAGGCCUAAAACAAAAACUGCAUGAAAAAUGUGAAAAAUGGAAGAAAAUUAAAUUGAACACAGCUGUAACUGGAAUCUCUGGGGCGGGGAAAUCCUCACUAAUCAACGCCACACUUGACCUUUCGCCAGAAGAAGACGAAAAUGCAGCCAAAGUUGAUGUUAAAGAAACAACUGCUGAUCUUACCCCUUACUAUCAUCCAAAUAACCAAAAUUUUGUGGUAUGGGACAUGCCUGGAGUUGGGACACCUAAGUUUCCGAAAGAAAAUUACCUCGAGGCUGUAAAAUUUGACCGAUAUGAUUUCUCUCUAAUCGUUCCAGCGAACAGAUUUACUGAAAACGACGAAUGGCUAGCAAAACAAAUACAGAGCAGAAAGAAGAGAUUUUAUUUCAUACGAACAGGAAUUGAUGUGGAUAUUCUAAAGAAUAAAAAGUCAAAACCACGCAAACAUCAGCAGGCUGCAGUCAUGAAGGUUGUGAGAGAUGACUGUGAUGCAAACCUUACAAAAGCAACAACUAUGAUAAAACAAAUCAAAUGUUUGAUUUUGGACGAUUACAAGACCAGUUACUGA